Messenger RNA from Momordica charantia (bitter melon), 1201 nucleotides. Lineage: Eukaryota; Viridiplantae; Streptophyta; Magnoliopsida; Cucurbitales; Cucurbitaceae. The record is from RefSeq and is a predicted model, not a curated record.
UAACAAUCUCGUAUCAUUUUUAAUAAGCAAUUGACGUGGCAGGCACAGUAAUAAGAAUCAGCCCACGUGUUAUCAUUUCAUUCGACCUGUCACACACGUGGAUGCUUCGCCUAACAUUCUCCAACCGAUUUCCACCUUCCACUCACCGCCAACAUUCGAUACAUGUCACUUUAUUCUUCACAUUUCACCGCCAAAAAAAAAUAAAUUAAAAGAAGAAGAAGAAAUCUCACAACCGACUUUUCCCGCCCAUCUCUGAAACUUUCUCGGCAGCCAAACAGCGUACAAACCACGCGCCGAUCGCCGGAGCAAAUAUGAUGUGGAGCCACCCGUACCGUAAGGUGGACGCCGAGGCCGGAGCGGGGCCCCGGUUCCUGGUUAUGCUGGAGCCGCCGCAUCUCCGGUGGGCCUUCAUCCGCAAGGUUUACUCCAUCAUUUCUGUUCAGUUGCUCGCCACCAUUGCCAUCGCCGCCACCGUCGUUUCGGUUCGUCCAAUAUCGACAUUCUUUGUCCGAGACAGCACAGGGCUGGCCUUGUAUGUACUGGUCAUAAUCACGCCCUUCAUAAUGCUGUGCCCGUUGUUCUAUUACCAUCAGUAUCACCCGGUGAAUUAUAUUCUUCUCGGAAUCUUCACUGUUUCUCUGGCAUUUGCUGUUGGAUUGACUUGUGCUUUUACCAGCGUCUCCGUCUCCACAAAAGUGUAUCAUGCCUGAAUCUAACUGGGGUUCGCGGUGGUGGAGGAACUGGAUCGGAAAAAAGAGGGAUUCCAGUUGUAAGAUAUCUAAUGAAACCGUCGCUGGAAUUGAGAUCUCAUUCAAAGAGAAAGAUAUCAAAUAUCUGGAGUUUCUUUUUGUAUAUUAUAUGGAUGAUCAGAUCCGCAAGGACCAUGAUUGGGAAUUGUUUGAUCGUCUUUCUCCGAGGAAGAGGCGAAACAUAAUCAACUUGAAUUCGGGACAGCUAUUCGAAAUCUUAGUGAAAGACUGGAUUUGUUAUCUCAUGUUUGCUUUUCGUGAAAAAAUACCAAUUGAAGUGGARGGCUUCUUMAAACAACAAGGAGCUGGGUCAACUAUUCAAUCAAAUGAUAUUGAGCAUGUUUCCCAUCUCUUCUCGAGAAACAAGUGGGCUAUUUCUUUGCAAAAUUGUGCUCAAUUUCAUAUGUGGCAAUUCCGCCUUCUUGGGUCCGGGAGAGGUCCUCAAGAAAAAU